AUGAGUGAAAGAAAAAUGAUAUACUCAGAAACUUUAAUAGAUUCUUCGGUUUAUAAAACCGGUUUAAAAAACCGGUUUAAAAAACCGGUUUAUAAAACCACCUUUUUUGCUAAACUUAUGCCUAUUGUUGUCAGGAGUCAUCAAAUAUCCCAUAAACACUCAAUAGAGAUACCUUGGACAAGCAACCAAAUAUCCACAGUUCUAAAAGUACUGACAAAAUGUAGAUUAGAUGAGAACCAUAAAAUAUUAUUAGACAUUAGUACAAAACAAUUUAAACAAUUAGUUAAUUCAGUUAAUAAAACUGAAGAACAAAUAUUAGAAUAUUUAGAUUUUGAAUUUAAGAAUAGAUUAUUUUUGCAGCUACCAAUCACUAGCUUGCCAAUUCCGCCAAGUGAAUUAAAUUCACAAAGACUAAAAAUACAAAAUAGAUUUAACAUUAAACAUAAAGAUAUACCCAAAUCUAUUAAACAAGGAUCUGUUAGUGAGAAUACAUUAUCAAAAUCACUUAGUGCAGACCAAUUUAAAACAUGCUUGACACAAAACCAAAGCAAUAUAACACAAACACCAAGUAGAAACCCUCGUAAAAGAUGUAGUAAUGAUCUCAACUCUAUUACUGAACAAUCCCCUAUUAAAAGAUUAAACAAUGAAAAUGAAUCAUUUAAUGAUUCAAGUAACCUAACAUUUAUAGACAAGAUUUUAGAAACCAUUAAUGAAAAACCUAAAAUAACUUUUGCUAAUAUAGUUAAAAAAAAUAUAUCAAAAAAUAAUGAUAUAAUAAACUAUAAAGAUAAAUUUAAAAAUAAAUUUAAACAAAAUUUUAAAAAUAAAAAUAAUUUUAAAUUUAAAAAUACAAUUAGCAAACAAGAUAAUUCCUUAACCACGCUAAAGGAAAAAAAAUUACUAAAAGAUAUGUCAUUUGAAGAAAGAUAUAAAACAUUUGAAAACACAAAAGGUCCUCUUUUCCGUUUUGAAAUAACCAAAAAAACACCUCUAGUAGAAGCUAACAUAUUCUUAGAAAACAAAUUAAAAGACUUAAAUAAAAUUUGGUUAAAAGAUAAAAUAGAUGAGAAAGAAUCCAUGAAAACAUGGCAAAAAGCUAAUAAGAUCUUGAGAACAAUACAUAAAGUAUUAAAAAGCUAUCAUUACCAAAAAAUAGAUUUAGAAGGACUAAGAGUAGAAAACCAAAUAAGAAUAAAAAGGUCAAUAAAUAAGACUAAUAGGUUUAUAGAACAAACUUCAGCUUUAGUAAAAGUAACAAAAUCUUCAUAUGACAAAAAAACUAAAAAUGCUGCUAAUGCAAAAUUGAGAAAAAUAGUGAAUACAAACAAAAAAAAGUUUCACAAUGUAGAACAAAUAUUGAAAUUUAAUAACGAUAAAAUUUCAAUACUUAAAAAAAGACUAACAACCGUAGUUAAUAGCUAUAACAAAUUUAAAAUUCGCAAAAGAUUCCAAAUAAAACCUUCAUUAAAAAGUAUAAUUGAUCAGGAACCUAAAAAAUAUCCUAUUAGUAACGAUACAAUUACAACAUACUUAGAAGGAUUAUUUAGUUAUGAGAAACCCACUGAACAAAAAUUAAUAGGUGAAUGGAUAGAAUCAACUAAAUUUGAAAAACAAAACAUAAUUGAUGAACUUUUCGAUGAGGUACUUUUUGACGAAAUUUUAAAAUAUUCAAGACCAUUUAAAGCUGCAGGUCUAAACUCUGUUUAUGUUGUAAUUUUUAAAAAACUUAAAAGCGCUAAAAAUUUUUUGAUCUCCUGGAUAAAAGGUGUAUUAGACAAUAGAAUACCACUAACAAAAACAGAUAUCACAGGAAAAUGUUUUAGCAUUUUUAAAUCAGGUGAUCAAAAUAAACCUGAAAAUUACAGAUUUAUAAAUAUAUUAAAUUCACAUUAUAAACUUUUAACAAAGUAUAUAAAUAAUUUAAUAUCGUCUCAUCUAUAUAAAAUACUACCAUUAGAACAAUUUGCUAAUAAAGCAGGUAGAGAUGGUUUACUAGAUGCAACAUUAAUAAACAGAGUUCUACAAAAAGCAACCUUUGAAAACUCUACUCAAGUAAAACAAUCUUGGAUAGACUUUUCAAAAGCCUUUGAUUCUAUUAACCAUGAAAGUCUUAAACUAAUUUUAAAACAUCUCAAUUUUGAUGAUAGACUAAUAAAAUUAUUAACAGAUAGUAUGAAAUACUAUAGUUUAAGUUUAGGAAAUAGUUUUAAUGAUAAAAAUAAUACUAAAAAUAAUGUAAAAACUAAAAAAUUACAAACUAUAAAACUACAAAAAGGUAUAUUCCAAGGAGAUUCAGUUGCACCCACCCUCUUCUGUAUGACAUUAAUACCACUUUCAUAUCAUCUAAAUAAAAAAACUAAGAUAGAAUUAACUAAUAACCUUAAAUUAAACCAUAUCCUUUUUUAUGAUGAUAUAAAAUUGUUUGCUUCUGAUAUUAACACAUUAACAGAAAUCACUAACUUAGUAGAAACUUACGGUUUAGAAGUUGGUCUAAAAACCAACAAAAAGAAAUGUGCAUACACAACUGAUGAUCCUAUACCUAUUGAUAUAAAUAACCCUAGCAUACUUUUAGAUUAUACUGAACUAAAAACUACAUAUAAACAUUUAGGAAUACUAGAAAACCAAUUUGGUGCAGAUACUAGAGAAAAUUUAGAUAAGCUUAAAGAAGUCAUAGAUAAAGCUUUAGACAUAACUUUAUCAUCACCAUUAUCAGUAGGAGAAAUGGUGAAAUGUAUCAAUACAUGUAUUACACCUAAAAUUUUAUAUUGUUUUUCCCAUAUAGGUGAUGAAAAUAUCCGUAGAAAAGUUGCAACGCAAUUUGAUUGCCUUAUAAGAGCUAAAUUUAACAAUCAUAAAAUAAAAUUAACCUCACUAACAAAUUCAAGAUUAUAUUUAUCUAGAGAUAAUCUUGGACUUGGUCUAAAAAACAUGGAACUAGAAUUAGAUAAGAUAAACUUAAAAAAUUAUAUCCAUAUUCAUUUUACAAAAUUGUUCCAAGACCUUAAAAAUAGAUUCACUACAAUGCACGAGCAAUUUAAAUAUUUAGCACAAAAAUAUCAAUUAGAUAUAAUUUUAAAUGAUUCCUCGAUCCAAAUAAAUAAUGAGGAUAUCUAUAAUGAAAAAACAGCUAAAUAUAGAAUUACUCACUAUCUUGAUAAAUUUAGUGAAAUUUACUGGCUUAAUCACUAUAAAAAAACACGACAAUUCCCCAUCACAUACAUUGAGAAAGAAUUAAUUACUCCAUGGAGUGCUAGUACUGAUUUCAAACCUAAUCAGUUUAAAAAAAUAGUGAUAUUCCAGGAAAAUCUACACCCAGCUCUUAACAAUGCCACAAAUCCUGAUAAAAAUAGUAGAUGCGUAUUAGUAGAUAAUGAUAACAAACGAUGUAAUCGUUUUGAUAACAUUAAUCACAUUUUAUCUGACUGUCCCAACAAUAACCCAAAUAAAAUUAUCCGUCAUGAUAAAACAUUAUAUGAGCUAGUUAACUUAAUCUCAAUAUCUAAAGCUCGUAAAUUUUUAGAUUUUAGUGAUCUUAAGAAAACGCAUAUUUUUAAAGAUAUAAAAUUAGAAGUUGAUCAACCCCAUAAAAUACUCACCACACUACAUCAUAAUCGCCCUGAUCUAAUCAUUCAUACUCCUAACAUAAUUUUUGUUUGUGAUAUAACUAUUUGCAACAUCUCGAAUCUUGAUGAUGCUGCAACAUUAAAAAGACAACGUUAUGACUUAGAUGGUACAAAAGAAUUAACAAAACCGAUACCCCACAAUCAAGAAAUCGGUCAUGCUAACAAACCAAAUUUUUGUAAACAUCUACGUAAUUCCCAAGAAAAACCAGUUUGUUUUAUACCACUAUGCUUUGCUAACUUUGGUGAAAUAAAUAAAAAAAACAAAAAUAACUGGUAUACAAUAUUCGAAGCUCUAAAUAUGGAUUGCAAAAAAAGCCUUGAAAAAAUAUCACGUCGUGUAGCUUUAGAAAGUGAAUUCAUGGCUUUCAAAUAUGUUAACUAUAAACAAAAAACAUCCCAACAAACAAUCACUUUAGACGCCCAACCUUCUCCACAAACACAAGAAGAUAAAAGACAAGUAAUGGAUGUCGAUAUGUCUACAGAAACAUAA
Strongyloides ratti is the source of this 4113-nucleotide messenger RNA. RefSeq names its product Reverse transcriptase domain-containing protein. The transcript has 2 exons. NCBI's taxonomy places the organism in Eukaryota, Metazoa, Nematoda, Chromadorea, Rhabditida, Strongyloididae. Bases 1 to 4113 code for a protein of 1370 amino acids. The record is from RefSeq and is a predicted model, not a curated record.